Messenger RNA from Achroia grisella, 1167 nucleotides. RefSeq lists its product as uncharacterized. The transcript has 6 exons. Bases 103 to 1167 code for a protein of 354 amino acids. The record is from RefSeq and is a predicted model, not a curated record. Gene Ontology annotation, biological process: rRNA processing. NCBI's taxonomy places the organism in Eukaryota, Metazoa, Arthropoda, Insecta, Lepidoptera, Pyralidae.
UCAAUAAAGGAAAUAAACUGCUUCCAGAAAGAAGAGUUGAGUCUGAAUAUUGGAUUGACCUGACUAAAAGUUUUAUCCACUUGACAAGUUUCAACAACCAAAAUGAUAUUUCGCCGAUUGUAUCAUGUUUCAGUUACAUAUUAUUCUGUUAAAAAACUAGGAAAUAAAUUGUGUAAAAUGAUUAAUCCGAAAAAUAAGAAGCAUUAUUAUCUACCAUAUACAAUGGAGAAUAGUUUUAUGCCAAGCGUGAAAAGCUUAACAAAAAUACAGAGAGAACCUGGUAAGCAAGGAGUCCGCAGAGUGGCAAUGUUGAACAAAUUAUUCAUGAAACAAAUUACUGACAUUAUGUCUACGGGCACUGUUUCAAUGGAUAUUGUUGGCCGUGGCAUUGAAAUAUCUAAAGUGCAAGUUACUCCCGAUUUGCAAACUGUAAAUGUUUUUUGGGUUUGCAAAGGUGAUGCCUCAGAUGAUGAAACAGAAUCAGUACUAAAAAGCACUGCAGGCGCAUUACGACAUGAGCUUUCCACUCUUAGAGUAAUGGGAGAAGUUCCAUAUAUAGUCUUUGUUAAAGAUAAACAUGAAGCGUUGAUCACAGAUUUGGACCGUCGUUUAUCAAUAGCUGAUUACGGCGAGGACUACCAAACUACGCAACUCGGGCAUUUACUAAAAACUGAGUUUACACUUGAUACAAAAUUAUCACCUGAAAUGAAGGCUAAGAUAAAACAAUUAGAAGACGAAACGCCAUUAACUCAGGAGCCUAUACCGGAAAUGACUCACAAUGUUUAUGGAUUAGACCAUGCAAAGAUUAUGAGUAGGUUAUUGGCUACGCGGAAGAGAAGCAAAGAUGCUUGGAACAAUUUAGACUCAAAUAAAGCAAUUAUAACGUAUAGAACAUCAGAUUAUGAAGCAUCCGAGCUGGAUACAGACCAACAGAAACAGCAGUUGGCUGAUUUCUUACAGAAAAGACAGAUUCUUCAGAACAAAUUGCAUAAACAGUUGCGCAAACCGAAUGAUGAGUGGCGAUUAGCAGAUGAUCAAGACGAUGAUGAUGAUGAGAACGCAUACGAAGAGUUUGAAGACGAGGACGAAGACGACUAUUACGAUGAGAGCGAGGACAUUUACGACAGCACAAUUACGGCAGAGAAAAAGACUCACACUAGCGUAUAG